AUGAACUUCAAUCCAAGAGAUAUAGAGCAGCUUAUACCCACGGUGUUCCCAACUUUGAUCAAUAAUGGGAAAUAUCAAUUGAAUUGCAAGAUAAAUCCUUCAUCAACUGAACUAGAUUCGAAUUAUCUACCAUUAAUUUCACAAAAUUUAUCACAUUUCUAUAUAGAAAUCAACGGGAAUGAUUGGGCAUCGGCAAAACUACAAGAAAUGCAAGAGAAAGGCCUCAUCUAUGUCUCAUACCACGUAAGGUCUAAUGUCACUGAAGCUGAUUCUGGAAACCUUUCCAUCGUUGGGUUCAUAUCAUUUGUGGACACUUUAGAUCAUGAAGGUCGCGUCUUGUACUUAUAUGAAAUCCAUAUUCAUCCUGAUCAUCAAGGUGAAGGUGUUGGAAGGGUGUUGAUUAAUGGGUUUCAUGAAUUGGCUAAACAGUUGCCAAAGAGAGAUGGUGAGCAAAUUGAUGGAUACGUUCAAGAAAGAGGUCAGGUUUUAAAAGGAACAAAAUUGACUGUGUUUAGUGCUAAUGAUGUUCUCAAUUGGUACUUUAAACUGGGCUAUCAAUUGAGUGAGGAUAGUCCUCGUGAUAGAAAGUUAAGGAAUGGAAGAGUUAUCCAGCCUGACUAUUACCUUUUGUAUAGAGAGAUUUUAAAUUGA
Messenger RNA from Hansenula anomala, 651 nucleotides. RefSeq names its product N-terminal L-serine N(alpha)-acetyltransferase NatD (gene NAT4). The coding region runs from base 1 to 651 and encodes 216 amino acids. Gene Ontology annotation, molecular function: histone H2A acetyltransferase activity; protein N-terminal-serine acetyltransferase activity; histone H4 acetyltransferase activity. Gene Ontology annotation, cellular component: nucleus. The record is from RefSeq and is a predicted model, not a curated record. NCBI's taxonomy places the organism in Eukaryota, Fungi, Ascomycota, Saccharomycetes, Phaffomycetales, Wickerhamomycetaceae. The transcript has a single exon.